Molecule: messenger RNA, 1780 nt
Organism: Suhomyces tanzawaensis NRRL Y-17324
Lineage: Eukaryota; Fungi; Ascomycota; Pichiomycetes; Serinales; Debaryomycetaceae
Exons: 1
Coding region: 216-1706 (496 amino acids)
Biological process (GO): acyl-CoA metabolic process
Cellular component (GO): mitochondrion
Molecular function (GO): fatty acyl-CoA hydrolase activity
Source: RefSeq, a predicted model, not a curated record
CUGCGCAAAUACCAGCACAGAACCAACAGCCGACUGGUGAUUUCGUUUCAAUCUCUUCAAACACUUCCAGGUACCUUUCUGUUAGCAGCUGCUCCUACUACUACCAACUACUUACCGUUUACUACUAGUACCAACUGAUUACUAGUACCUGUUGAUUGCUAGUCCAACUGCUUACUGCUCGUAUCACCACCAGCACCACCACUACCACCAACACCAUGAUCAGAUUGAUAGCCCCCCGUGCUGUGCCGACUGUCACGCGCAGAGCCGUCCUCGCGUACCGUUUCAACUCUAUCAAAACAAACUUCCACCGCCCAGACCAGGCAGGCUCCCACGUCCCUGCAGACGCAGCCGACGCAACCGCCACCAUCCUUGCAGACCAGCAGGACAACAAGAUGCCCAACAAGGCCACCUGGGUGGAUGCGUUGCGCGAGCGUGAGAAGCAAUUGGCUGAAGGCAAGGUGCUAGACAGCUACAGCUACGUGACGCCCAAAACCACCGAGGUGGGCGAAAAGACCCGUGGCGACUCGUUCUCGUUCUUGACGUUGCCGUUCAAGGAGGACAAGUGGCUCUGCGACGCCUACAUCAACGCAUAUGGCCGUUUGCGCGCAGGGCAGCUUUUCCAAGACUUGGACGCUUUGGCAGGACGCAUUGCCUACAGACACUGUUCCCCUGCAGAACCUGUCAACGUCACUGCCAGUGUUGACAGAAUUUACAUGGUCAAAAAGGUCGACGAAAUCAGCAACUACAACUUCGUGUUGGCUGGUGCCGUCACCUGGACAGGAAGGUCCUCGAUGGAAAUCACCGUCAGAGGCUAUGCGUUCGAAGACCAGCUCCCUGAAAAUAUCACUGAAGACACCUUACCCGAACUGAACAUCUUUUUGACUGCCAACUUCACGUUUGUGGCCAGAAACCCUCUCACCCACAAAUCGUUUGCAAUCAACAGAUUGAUCCCCAUCAGCGAAAAGGAAUGGAUUGACUACAGAAGAGCCGAGUCCCACAACGCCAAGAAGAAGCUUGCCGCAAAGAGCCAACGUUUCAUCGAACCCAGCGACGAAGAAAACAGACUUAUCAACGAUAUGUGGAAGUCUUCCAAGACCUUGGACUCCACGCCAAAAGGAGUUAGUUUCAUGAAGAACACCACCCUCAAGUCCACCCUUUUCAUGCAGCCCCAAUACAGAAACAGACAUUCCUACAUGAUUUUCGGUGGCUACUUGUUGAGACAGUCUUUUGAAUUGGCCUACUGUGCCUCGGCUGCAUUUGCUGGCACUGGUCCCAGAUUCGUCUCUUUGGACUCUACCACUUUCAAGGCUCCAGUUCCCGUGGGUGCUAUUUUAUCCAUGGAAGCAACUGUGGCCUACACUGAGCACAUCCAUGAUGUUGGCGAGACUGAAGCUGACUCCCCCUUCAACUUCACCCUUCCCGCAACCAACAAGAUUUCUCCCAGCUCUGACGCAUUCUUGUCUGAGCCUGGUACUCUUGUGCAAGUAAAGGUUGACACCUCCAUCCAGAAUGUGGAAGAGGACGGCAAGACUGAAUCUGGUACAUUCAUCUAUUCAUUCUUCGUUCCAAAGAACUCCAAUGGUGACGAAGACCCAGGAUACUGCUCUAUCAUCCCUCAAACGUACACCGAAAUGAUGCACUACGUUGAGGGAAGAAGAAGAGCUCAAGAUACUGCCCAAUACGUAGGCACCUUACCAAAGUACUAGAUUGGUUCUAGAUAAAAUCUCAACAAUGUAAAUCACCUUUAACUGCGGCCACAAGGUAUUGUGUUUGCCGACUG